Zea mays is the source of this 1844-nucleotide messenger RNA. RefSeq names its product ethylene-responsive transcription factor ERN1. Lineage: Eukaryota; Viridiplantae; Streptophyta; Magnoliopsida; Poales; Poaceae. Gene Ontology annotation, molecular function: DNA binding; DNA-binding transcription factor activity. The record is from RefSeq and is a predicted model, not a curated record. Gene Ontology annotation, biological process: regulation of DNA-templated transcription. The transcript has a single exon. The coding region runs from base 536 to 1504 and encodes 322 amino acids.
AUGUACAUCAUAUAGAAAGGGUUCUCAGCUGGAGAGCUCACUAGGACUCAGCAACAACAGAAGGAUUUAUUUGGCCAACGGUUGGAAUGGAUUGUUUUGUGACUCCAAGCCCACAGGUUUACCAACCGCGUCGAUUGAUGAAACAAACCGCAUCAACCGUAUCACCCCUAGCUAGCUUCACCUCCUUCACAGCAGCCGGGUCCCGGAAACAAAAGUUGGUUCUUGCAUUGUGUCAGGUAGGGUAAACACCAAACAUGUCAGCCACUAGGACCACAUCAAACAUCGGAAUAAGCUACGGGACGCAGCAUCGUGCUCCCAAUGCGCUCUUAGAAAACUCAGCCAUCGUUUAUCGCACUAGGAAGAUCUGCAACAUCAGAGACAAGCAGAACAUGACAAGGCACCUCCUCCCCCACUACACGUCUUAACACCCAGCAUCACGCCCUCCCUUUAAAUUCAGACACCAUCUCCUGCCCCAGAGUUCAGACCAGAGUUUGUUCUCACACCACAUGCAAAGAUCGCCCACGCCAUCUUCCCAAUGGAGCUCCAGUUCCAUCCCCAGCAGCACCACAGCUACCAACAACAACAACAACCACCACCGCCAGCCACGAAGGAACCCAAACCCAAGCCAAGAACGAGAACCAAGUGCGGCGGCGGCGGCGGCGGCAGCAGCAAGUUCGUGGGCGUCCGGCAGAGGCCGUCGGGGAGGUGGGUGGCGGAGAUCAAGGACACGACGCAGAAGGUCCGGGUGUGGCUGGGCACGUUCGAGACCGCCGAGGCCGCCGCGCGCGCCUACGACGAGGCCGCCUGCCUCCUCCGCGGCGCCAACACGCGCACCAACUUCGCCGCCGCGCCGCCGCCCGACUCGCCGCUGGCCGCCCGGAUCCGCGGCAUCCUCGACCACAACAACAACAACGGCCGGACGCCGCCGAAGAAGACCUUACCGCACCGCCCCACCGCCGCCCGCUUCUUCCCCGCAGCCGCGGCCAGCACCGCUAGCACCUGCAGCAGCACGGCCAGCCCGACCAGCAGCAGUCCUAGCUCCAGCAUCAGCUUCGCCACCAGCACCCACGCCCGCGCUCCCAUUCCCACCCUCCCGGAUCCUCGGAGUCAGAGCGCGACCGAGGAAGCUUAUUACGCGCCGUACUCGGCCACCGGCGGCGGCGAAGAGUUCCAGCUAGCCGCGACCACGCACCAGUACGAACAACAGUCAUGGGCGCUCAACGCCGCCAGCAGCCCCCUAACACCACCACCACCUCCGGACGCACGCGACGUGGGUAGCGUGAACGCUCGCCGCUUGGCGGUCGCGGCGGAGACAGGCAGAGACAGGAUGAUCAAGCUGGAGAAGAAGAGCAGCUCUGCGUCGCUGUCGCUGUCGCCCCACGGCGUCAUCGACAGGGGUCCGGACAAGGAUCUAGCGUUUGACGUGGGGAAUGAUGCGUCUGACUCCCUCUGGGAUCUGCCGCCGAUCUGCCCACUUUCUUCUUGCAGGUCUAUGAUGUUUUAGACUAGCAUGGUGUAUAAUAUGAAGAUUUUGCACCUCCCCCGGCCGUCACCGAUGCUCCUUCUUUUUUUUUUUCCUGCUCCUAGGAGCCAAUUCCGUACAGAAGAGUGUAUGAGGAAUGAUGGCCAGCAAGCAGAGUAAUGCGAGUACUAUGUGACGGACAUGUCUUUCGUCUAGAUAGCUGGCUUUUAAAGAGCCAGUAGUACUACACUUGUAUUUUUUCCUUCUUUUCAUUUUGUGUUUUUUUCAUUAGGUUAUGCACCUAGAUAGCUCCUACGUUGUUGCCGGAGAGGCCGGCUGCGUAGCAAUAAUCUAAUCAUGUUGUGGUGGUUUUUUUUUGCAA